CCACCCGCCCCCUUCCCCCGCGGGUUGUAGGUUGUGCGGCGGCUCGAAUAAUACCGUCCUCGCGAGUUAAAACCGUUGUAAAUGUCAUGGUCGUGUAGGCCUCUCGCUGGCCCUGCUCUGCACUCGGGGAAAGUCUCGGUGUUUCUCUGGCUCGAGCGGGCCGGCGGACGGUAUUCACGAAAGUGGUAGUCUCGGACGGACGGCACAGCAAAUCCGGUUUGUGCACGAUUCAAAUUUGACCCAGGAUUCAGGAGCUCUACAAAUCAGAUAGUGAGUAAUGUCUGGAAAGGAUACAAAGCACAAGAAACCAAAGGAUAAGUUGCGAACGAAACACAAGAAAAUGAAGGAUAAAUCACGAACAAAGAAGUCCCGGAAAUCCAGCGUCGAUCGUGAUAAGAAGAAAAGUAAAAGUGACCAGACUGGCAGUAGAGAGAGUCCAUCACCUCGAAAAGAAGUCAGAGGAAAACGAAGCCAUCAUGAUCGAGAUUCUUCCACUGAACGCAAGCAGUCUGUGGAAGAGCAUAAACCAUCCUAUCUUAGCCACUCUGACUCCGAGGGCCACGAUUCCAAGAACAGGGAUGAUGUGAAAUCGAAAAAAUGUAAGUACACGGAUGAUGCAUCUUCGUUGGAGGGACCUUCCUCAUCGAAAUCGUCAAAGAGACACAAGUCGAAGCAUAAGAAGCACAGAAGGCAUUCACCAGCAGAAAAGAAGAAAGAAAAGCACCGACACAGAGAAGACGAAAAAGUGUCACCUGACACCGCUAGCGCUGUAGACCAAACUGGUGAAUCCCUUACACCUAAGGCAAAGCCUCCAGUGGAGAAGGAUCCAGAGGCCCUGAAGUCUAAAGUAAUUGAGCAGCUUCAUAGCCCUUCACCUGAGCAGCCGCAAACCAAUUCGGAACACCAUCUUGGAAAAAAGUCUCCUCCAGAAGAAACUCAAGAAGUCGCAGAAGAAAUUAGUAAGGAAGGUGAAAAUCAACCUUCCUUAACAGAGCCUUCGCAAACAGUGAACAAGAAAGUUGAGGACAAUGUUGCUUCCGAAUCUUACAAGCAACAGCAAAGUGCAAAACAGACACAAGAUUUACAAGAACAGCACAAGGAGUCUACUCAAUCAGACAAACCACACAAAGAUUCAGGAGAAAGUCUAACAAAAUGUGAAGAGGUAGAUGUUCUCAAUACAAAAUCUAGUCAUCUUGCGAAAUUACGCGAAAAUCCCGGAAGAUUGUUUGAUCCAUGGAAGGUAAACCUCCCCAAAGCUAUCCAAACUGCAGGAAAUUCGAGUGAAGGAGGAGUGAAAAUUCUCGACUGGCAGAAAUGUGAUAAAAUAAAUAAUCAUUUGAGAAGACUCCGGAAGGAAUCUAGAAAAUUAGAGCGAUUGAAGGAUGUAUCCAAGAAUAAAACGCUCAAAAUGUCAUCAAAAUCCAGUGGUCCUUCUAAAACCUCAGCGAUUGAAAAAUCCAUUAGAUCUGGUGGUGGACCAACAAGUUUAGGGUCAUCCAAAAGAUCCCUGUAUGAUCAGACAAGCACCAAAUUAGUUUAUGACGAAGGAGGUUUGGGGUAUCAGGAUAAAUCCACAGUCUCAAAUGUGCCUCAGACGCCAGAACUUUGUGGAAGAGCUGAUGCUGGGACAUUUCCAGCUAGUAGUUCUGAAGAAGCUGUGGGAUACGAAUCCUCUCAGCAACCAGCUGAAAGGUUUCAAAGCUUUAAAAUUCCCAAAAAGGUCCUUAAUAAAGACGCCUUUUCACAGAUGGCUUCCAAUGAGCUUUUAACUUCGAAAGGCACUCAGUUGAAAGGUAAAACUUCAGACGAUGCUGCAACUUCUAGUUUAGCUUGUUCGGCGACAGAUGAAGAAAGCUCUGGGAUCAAGUUGGAUUACACCUGGUCCUCGCAACACCCGGACUCUCAGAGAACAACCAGAUCUUUUUCCACUGUGCCAGUUCAUGAUAUGGAGACUGAUGAAGAGAUGGAGAUCGUGGAAGAGCUCCACACAGCUCGGUAUGAGAGAAUCCUAGAGGUGGAGGUGGAUCAGAGUUAUGGAGAGCUGACCAGGAUGGAGAUAGACCCUCCGCAAGAAUUGAAAAUUUCAUUCCCGUCUCAAGUAUCUUCUCAGCGUGAGCUUAUCGUUGUCCUUGACACCAACAUUUUCAUCAGUCAUCUCAACUUUAUCAACACUCUAAGAGACAUUGAGAUUCCAGGUUUGGGUUUCCCAAUUAUACUCAUCCCAUGGGUAGUUCUACAAGAGCUGGAUGCAUUGAAAAAUGGAAAGCUGUCUGGAGGUGUCAAUCGCAAAGCUGUGCCCGCUGUACAGUUCAUUUUUUCCUGUUUCCAGAGUCGAAGUCCAAACAUUUGGGGUCAGUCUAUGCAGCAAGCGGCGAAAGGGAUGUAUGGUUUAAGAGAUGAGAACAAUGAUGACCGUGUGUUGCAGUGUUGCCUGCAGUACACUGAGCUGUACCCAUGUGCUCAUAUCCUCCUGUGCAGUGAUGAUAAAAACCUUUGCACUAAAGCCCUUGUUAGUGGUGUCAGAGCAGUGCGGAAGGUUGACCUCAUAACAGAGUUUAACAACUUGAAGCCCAAUAGAGAUGUCCCAAAUCCUAAGGAGCUAAACAUCUCCGAGCAGCCUCAGGCAGAGACUAGCAGAAGAGAACAAAAUGGAACCACACAAGAGUCACUGCUGAAUGUUGUUGACAUUUUCACCCAGCUGGAAAAGACGCUGGGGAUCGCUCUGUCAGCCAUUUUGGAAACUGAGAUGAAAAUUGCAUAUGAAGAGCUCUGGAUGGAGGUAAUAUUUCUGAAGCCACCUUGGUCCUUAAGCGACCUGUUACAGUGUAUGAAGAAGCACUGGAUCGCUGUGUUCGGCAUAAUUGUGAAAAGAAAUUUGCUCAGCAGCGUUGAGAUAUUGUGUGACCAUUUUCAUGCAGGCAGGAAGACUGAGUACAAUUGCCUUGUUCUCACCUGGUUGCUGAAUGAAUGCCAAAACCUGUUGCAUGCUUUCAGCUCAAGGUCGGAUUAUGGGGGGGUGCUCCAGGAAACCUUUACUGUAAUGAAUGAGCUAUAUCAGAAGGUAUCUGAGAUGAAGGAUGGAAGUAAAAUAGAUCAAAAUGCAAAAUCUUCAAAAAAGCCACAAGAAUCACAUGAAAUGCAGGAAAAAGUAAAUGAGCCUCCUUUGAACUCUGAUCCAGGGAGGAACGCAACCUUGGUGCCUUUAAACUCUAACCAUGCAUACGGGCAGGAGAUGGAGAAUUCACGAAGCUUUAUGAGAAGUCGAGAAAUCUGGGCCACCUUUGAGAACAUUUGGACUAUAAUAAGUCAAUACAGCUCUAUAAUUUUUGCAACCUUUAGCCUCCCUCACAACCCUACGGCCUCUUUAAUGAACUCCAAGCUGCCGCUUCCUCAGGAAGCGUUCAUGUGCCUGCAGAGGUUGAUGCCUGCUGUAAAAGAACUCCUGGCAGCAAUUCAAAGAAUUAUGUGUUCUGACAGCAGUGUUCAAGAUUUUCAGAAGUUGGCUGAGACCGUACACAACUUUUUAAAUUACGCUGAGGCAAAAUUUUCUAUUUCUAGGAUAUUUGCUCAGGAGCUGUAUGAAUGCUUCACACAUGAGGAGUACAGGAAGAAGCUAAUAGUCGGAUGCAGCCAGCUGGCUGAAGUAACCUACAGCUUGGAACAGUGCAACACAGCAAUCUGUCUGGAGGCCAGGAACAGGGGUUGGAUUUGAUGCUGCUGAACAAUAGGACAAAAAUGCUUCUUUGUGAACUCGGUUUUGUUCAUGUUUCUUAUUUUCAACUAACGCUCAACUUUUUGAGAACAAGGUUAUUCUCUGUAUCAGAGGGAACGAUGUAAAGUGUUUGUUAAAGUGCUAUUUAAAUAAACAAAUGUUCAGGUUAUGCACUCACCACUACAACACAAGAUAUACAGUGUGUGAAGAAACACCAGGCCUGACAUUUCCCAUGAUUUAGCAUUUUCUUUCCUUUUCGAAGUCCUUAGACAAGGAUUGUAAGCCUAGAUGCAUUAUUGAGCAUUGGUUCUGUAUUCGUUCUCAGGAUGUGUAAUUAAUUUGCCCAGACUGGCAACAAUUCAUAGUAAUGCUUUGUCCGCUUCAUUUGCAAUUUUACGGAGGCCUUUUUUUUAAAAAAAAGAAACAUCUGACUAAAAUAUUGCAUUUUAACCCUUGCUGAAACUCCUGAGGACUAUGUGUUCUUUCGGACCGGUUAACCACUGACAUUCUAGGCAACGAUCCAGCUACAAGUGGGAUUUCUGCCAGUAAUACGUGGGCUGUGUAGUAUGUAAAAGGGAGCAGAAAAAAAGAUAUGUCUGCAUUUAUAGUUUUCAUAUUUCAUUCGCGUUUUUACAGAUUUUUUUAACAAUUCGCAGAAAUUUUAGUCACUAAAUUUAGCAGAUUUAAUUGUUGUUCUUGUUUUGAGUACAAAAUCUGGAUGAGUAAUCUAUUAUUGAGUGUGUCAAGGAUCGUAAGGGUGUUAAGGGAAAAGAGAUUGGCAAAAAGCUCUCCAGUCCCUAGCAAGUGCAGCAUCACUUGCGUUAAUUGGUAUUAACUUGCCAGUCUCACUCAAAGGGUAAGAUUAUGGCUGAUGUGCUGAACACAACUCUUACUUGGUGGGGUUACACAAAGGGUGAAGUAGGGCAGUCCACAUAUAACCCCUUUCCUGGGUCUGUUCUCUUGUUUUGGCUGCUUACCAACUUUGCAAAAAAAAGUUAAAUAGCGGUUUAUUUUUUCUCUUUUUAAAAAAAAAUGUGUAAGACAAUCUGUGAUGAGCCUAAACUUGUAGCUGGCAAAUACUGUAUUCAUGUAUUAAUUUUUCUACUGUUUGAUGUCCCUCUGGAGCUAUAAAAUGUGUAGAGCCUGAGACUAGUCCUCUGAUCCCUGUUCUUGGUGUCUGUUGAUAUACAGAGAUUUGACAGACCAGGCACGCUGCCACAGAUUUUCAGCCGAGAUAAGGAAAGAGCACCAUAGUGGAAAAAAGUAUGGUUAGCAUUUAGAAGUCUAACUCCAGCCAACAGUCCAAUUGCAACCUGUAAAUGUGCAAAGAAACACUCACAUAAAAUCCAUUGGGAUUGUGGUAGGUCAAAGACUGAAGCAAGUCCAGAUACUACCAUGUGGAGGACCUUGAUGAUUUACUGAUGGUGGUGGAUAACCCUACAGAGGUGGUGUAUCAUUCCUGUUCCUGCUACUAUCAUACAGUUACAAUAUGCGACACAGUAGGAGACAUAUUGAAGUAUUGAAUUACGAAUGGUGUUUGCUCCUCCAAUGAAGCCACUUAUCCUAACCCCCAAUUCCCCGUAUGACCAACGAGUGACCGUCAUCCUUCGAGGAGGAGGAGGAAGGAAGGUGAGCAGGGUCUCCUAGGAGGUGAGCUUGGCGGUGGAAUAUUGGAGUAGAAUUAAUCCUCUGGCACUCUCAGUUCUGAGACAAUGCAGUUCUUCCGAGGUGCCGUUGAUCGACCAGCAAGCCUGGCUCAUUAUUAAGAUACGGAAGGGCAGACCGGUCACUGGGAGCAGGAAUUCUUCUCCGCUCCUGUUAGCAGUGUAAGCCAAAGCUUCGAUAAUUAGGGUCAUCCUAGCUGGACAAGUAGCAGGAAGCUUGCCAAAGAGCGCUCUCAAUGGCAAUUUAUGUGGUUCGAGCUGGUUAAACACCAUAACCCAAUGCUUACGCUGGAGUCUCCAAGCCUUAAUUCUGACCAGUCUGCAUCUAAUAUUUUCUCUAAUCAGGUAAGCAGGAUUCCUCACCAUUUAUUCUUUGAAUCCCUUUCAUUAUUUUAGAUACCUCACUUGUAUGUUACCCAUUAAAACUUUAAAUAUUUCCCACUGUUGAUCUGUCAUUUUAAUUGCUAUUUUUCUACCAAAUCUCUCCUUACUAAGUUUUUCAUUCCUAUAAGAUUUGCUGUUUUCUGUAGCAAUAGCCUGUUGCUGUUACACAUUUUUGAAUGUUAUUAAUGUCACUGGUUCCCCUGCCUUCAGGUUGUUAACCUGCGUGGCUCAUUGCCCAGUACCAAAUUAAGUGCUGCAUCCUUCCUUGUGGGAUUAUUACUGUAGCAUCCUGGUCCAAGAAACCAGCUUCGAUCAUCUUGCUAUGUUCUUAAACAAUAUCUUCAUGAAAUUGAUAAAUUUUAGAGAUUCCAAAUCCUGAACUUUAGAGUAACCUCAACUUUCAUCCCGAGCUGGCAUGCAAAUUAUAUGGAAGUGUAUGUUAUUUGUAAAGAAGCUUUGUACAUUAAGAUGUUGGACAUGUAAAUACCAGUCCCUCCAUUAUCAGUUUAUUCUACUGUCAGAUAUCUAUUCUACCACCAUGGUUUGAUAUACAACUUGUAUCAUAUAUGUGUAGAGCUCAACACAGAGACCCACUCUUGUAACCAGACUUGAGCAAACGUAGCUUUUACUCAGUGUUGCCAUACAUGGCAAACGUUGGCAGAAAAAACAGUAAGUUUAAAGAAACUGCUAUCCUUUGUACAAUGAUAUAAGAGACGAUGUGAUGUCUGUCUCUUCAGGAACCUAAUGUUUUUAUGCAGGCUUUCUUUGUGUCUUGCAUUUCAUAAACGUGAGUUCUUUACUACCAAGUCUUGCUUACAGACUAUGUUACAUAAAAUGCAUGUACCAGAUUAUUUCGAUACAAUAGCAGUUUAUUAUUUUGAAGUCUUCCCGACCAAUCUGUCAAUCUUUUUUGUUCAUGUAAGUGACAUGUUUUAGCUGCAAAAGUGGCACUGUUGCCAGUAAAAACAGGUGUCAAACUUUGCAAACAGGCAUUGUAAAUAAUUUAAAUGCAUCACUACUCCAAUUGUGUGAAAAUUUCGACUAUGAAGUUGAAAGGCCACCUCUCAGACAGGAGCUUGCCACUGCAGCAGAGAUUAAAUUUUUCUGAAAAGCAGAAAUGUCUGGAGUGUGCUAGCUGUUCCCCAAAUCACCCCUACUUCCCCAAACCGCCCCAUUGUAGGCAACAGAUCUCUUUACAUCAUCAGUUUUAAUCUUUUGUUACAAAUAAUUUGAUCGAUGGGGGUUAAUUUUAAUUUGUUAGCUGGUAUUUUGUCAUUUGGGUGUGGUGAUAGUCUUAAUAGCUUCCUUCCCACCCAUCCCUCAUUUGCUUGUAGAGAUUAACUUUGUCCUUCAGGUUAUUUUCCCUUGGGUUUGAUGGUUGUGCAUUUUGAUUCACUUCUGGGUGCGAUCUUGUUAUUCUGUGGAUUAAAUGCCUCUAGCGCGAUGGGCCUUAGAGAUAAUUAACAGUGGCAAACAGGCUGUAACUGGCUGCUUUGUGUGUGCCAAGCAGAGUUAUUUACUAACAUUGAGUUACAGAAAGUUUUGCAAUUCCCAGAGCAACAUUUCGCGAUGGUGUUCAAUGCCUGUCUUAUAAUAAAUGACUGUACUUUCAAAGUGAUUGGGGAGAAUUAUUUUCUUAUUUAUGUAUAUUUGCAACUACGUUUUCAUAAAAUGCCAUCAAUCAAGGUCACUGUUGUGUGAAAAUCUUGCAAUGUUUGAAAAGUACCAAAUUCCUUUUCUGAUUCGUGUAUUGAAUGUUUUUAAGAUUUUGUAUAACUGAUGCCAUUAGAAUAUUUCCAGUUUUUCUACUGCGGUACACAGUGGAUUUGGGAUUCUGAAGUAUCUUUGUUGCUAUGAAUAAAUCUAAUAUUGAGAAUGUGUCAGUAUAUUACUGGUAAUUGCAGCCAUUUAGUCAGAUGUUGCUUGGAUUUGUACAUGGAUCAUAUUCCAGUAACAUUAAACUUU
Callorhinchus milii (elephant shark) is the source of this 7725-nucleotide messenger RNA. RefSeq names its product SWT1 RNA endoribonuclease homolog (gene swt1). NCBI's taxonomy places the organism in Eukaryota, Metazoa, Chordata, Chondrichthyes, Chimaeriformes, Callorhinchidae. The record is from RefSeq and is a predicted model, not a curated record. The coding region runs from base 278 to 3712 and encodes 1144 amino acids. Gene Ontology annotation, cellular component: nucleus. The transcript has 20 exons.